AUGUCUCAAGAUCUGAGGUUCGACGGCCAGGUCGUCGUCGUCACCGGCGCCGGCGGCGGUCUCGGUAAGGCUUAUGCCACUUUCUUCGGCUCUCGCGGUGCCAGCGUCGUCGUCAACGACUUGGGCGGCUCCUUCAAGGGCGAGGGAAACUCGACUAGGGCUGCCGAUGUUGUAGUCAACGAGAUCAAGGCUGCUGGCGGCAAGGCCGUCGCUAACUACGACUCGGUUGAGAACGGCGAGCGCAUCAUCGAGACUGCCAUCAAGGCCUUUGGCCGCAUCGAUGUCCUCAUCAACAACGCCGGUAUUCUCCGUGAUAUCAGCUUCAAGAACAUCAAGGAUGAGGACUGGGACCUCAUCAUCAAGGUCCACGUCAAGGGUUCUUACAAGUGCGCCAAGGCCGCUUGGCCCUACUUCAGGAAGCAGAAGUAUGGUCGCAUCAUCAACACCGCCUCCGCUGCCGGUCUUUUCGGCAGCUUCGGCCAGACCAACUACUCCGCUGCCAAGCUCGCUCUUGUCGGUUUCACCGAGACCCUCGCUAAGGAGGGCAUCAAGUACAACAUCCUCGCCAACAUCAUUGCUCCCAUUGACCAUCAUGCCCCUGAUGUGCUCGCCAACCUCAAGCCCGACUGGAUUGUCCCCAUCGUUGCUUGCCUCGUCCACAAGUCCAACACCACCGAGACCGGCUCCAUCUUCGAGGCCGGCGCUGGACACUGUGCCAAGCUCCGAUGGGAGCGCUCCAGCGGUCUCCUCCUCCGUCCCGACGAGACCUACACCCCCGGCGCCGUCCUCAAGCAGUGGAACAAGGUCACCGACUUCUCCAACCCCCAGCACCCCACUGGCACCAAUGACUUCCUCUCUCUCCUUGAGGACGCCAUGAAGCUCGGCCCCAACCCUGCCGGCGAGACCCUCGAUUUCAACGGCCGCGUUGCCCUCGUCACUGGCGGAGGUGCUGGUAUCGGUCGCGCUUACGCCCUUGCCUUUGCCAAGCACGGCGCUUCCGUCGUUGUCAACGAUCUCGUCAACCCCGACGAUGUCGUCGCCGAGAUCAAGGCUGCUGGUGGUAAGGCUGCCGGUGUCAAGGCCUCCGCCGAGGACGGUGAGGCCGUCAUCAAGGGCGCCAUUGACGCCUUUGGCCGUGUCGACAUCAUUGUCAACAAUGCCGGUAUCCUCCGCGACAAAGCCUUCACCAACAUGACUGAUGAGCUCUGGGACCCCGUCAUGAACGUCCAUCUCCGUGGUACCUACAAGGUUACCAAGGCCGCCUGGCCCUACUUCCUCAAGCAGAAGUACGGCCGUGUCAUCAACACCACCUCCACCUCGGGUAUCUAUGGCAACUUUGGCCAGGCCAACUAUGCUGCUGCUAAAGCUGGUAUCCUCGGUUUCUCCAGGGCUCUCGCUCUUGAGGGUGCCAAGUACAACAUCUACGUCAACACCAUUGCCCCCAACGCCGGUACCGCCAUGACCAAGACCAUCCUUCCCGAGGAGCUUGUUCAGGCCUUCAAGCCCGACUAUGUCGCGCCCCUCGUCCUCGCCCUCGCCAGCGACAAGGUCCCCAACCCUACCGGCGGCCUUUACGAGGUUGGCAGUGGCUGGAUCGGUCAGACCAGGUGGCAGCGAACUGGCGGUCACGGCUUCCCUGUCGACGUCACCCUCACCCCCGAGGAGGUCCUCAAGUACUGGAAGGACAUUGUCACCUUUGACGGCAGGGCUGACCACCCCGAGAAGGGCCAGGAUGGUCUCAAGAAGAUCAUGGCCAACAUGGAGAACAAGUCGAAGAAGGCCUCCUCCUCAAGCGAGUCUGGCGACUCCCAGUACCUCAAGGCCAUCGAGGCCGCCAAGCAAGCUACCGCCAAGGGUACCGAGUUUACCUUUGAAGAGCGCGACGUGAUGCUCUACAACCUUGGCAUUGGAGCCAAGCGCACCGAUCUCAAGUACAUCUAUGAGGGUGCCGACGACUUCCAGGCCGUCCCUACCUUUGGCGUGAUCCCGCCCUUCAACGCGGAAUCUCCCUACAACCUUGACGAUCUCGUCAAGAAGUACCCCAUCCCCACCUCGGGCACUCUCGUUUCGUACCCCAAGCUCCUCGAGGUCGUAGACAAGGGUGCCGCCGCCGUCGUGCGCUCGGCCGUCACCACCAUCAACAAGGCCACGGGUGAGGAAGUCUUCUACAACGAGAUGACCGUCUUCCUCCGCGGCUGCGGCGGUUUCGGCGGACCCAAGAAGGCGGCGGAUCGCGGCGCGAGCACUGCGGCCAACGCCCCUCCCAACAGGGCCCCCGAUGCAGUUGUUGAGGAGAAGACGACGGAGGAGCAAGCCGCCGUUUACCGUCUUUCCGGAGACUACAACCCUCUCCACGUCGAUCCCGGCUUCGCCAAGAUGGGCGGCUUCAAGGUGCCCAUCCUCCACGGACUUUGCUUCUUCGGUAUUGCCGGUAAGGCCGUCUACGAGCGCUUCGGCCAGUUCAAGAACAUCAAGGUCCGUUUCGCCGGCACCGUGCUUCCCGGCCAGACUCUUGUCACCGAGAUGUGGAAGGAGGGCAACAAGUGGGAGUGGAACUGUAUGAUUAGAGUAGAAGAUGUCAACUAG
This is a messenger RNA of Parascedosporium putredinis, 2586 nucleotides long. NCBI's taxonomy places the organism in Eukaryota, Fungi, Ascomycota, Sordariomycetes, Microascales, Microascaceae. The record is from the annotation of a GenBank genome assembly.